AUCGCGCGCAACCGUACAAUUCCCGUCAUACAACAGCGUGUUCUUGGCUUCGAAGAUGGACUUCAACGGGCGCAUGAGCAUGGCGCGCAUCUCGCAGCAGUCAAGUCAGCAGAAGCAGCCGAAGCAGGACGACGGAGACGCAUUCAUGCAACUGAGCGAUCGAGAGAUCGCAGGGUGUAUCAGCGACAUAGGGAUCAGCUUCUCCGUGGACGACCUGAAGAAACCGAAUCCGCAGCAGAUCCAGCGUGUGUUCGAAUGGUUUGCCGAAUUGCUCACGAACACCACUCGCGAAGUUGUUGCGCCUGCCAUGCGCGCAGCAGCCGAAGAGAUGUACGGUGAAGAUGCAGACCGGAUCUUCACUGCCGAUACGCGCGAACUGAUGGGCUUCUUCAUUACCAUGCGGAAACUGCUGCUCGAGUGCGGCAUCAAGGACUUCACCUUCUCCGACCUCUACCGACCUACUUAUCCACGCCUGGUGAAGAUAUUCAGCUACAUUAUCAACUUUAUCCGCUUUCGAGAAUCGCAGACGAGUGUCAUUGAUGAGCAUUACAACUCUUCCGAGAGGACAAAGAAUGCGAUCGAGCAGCUGUACCACACGAACCGGGAGAUGGAGGAGCAGCUAGAAGAGAUGCAGCGAAAUCGAAAGGAUGUAGAGCAAGCACUAGAAGAUAAGGGAAGGCGUGAAGCGGAAAUGAAGACAAAGUUGCUCGAGCUGCGCAAGGCCCAGACACGGGUGGAAGAGAAGGUUCGGAGCGUGAAAGCUGAGCAGAACCGCCUGAAGGCGCUGCUUGAAGAUCAAACAACGGCAGUGUUAACCAUGCGGCAAGAGGCUAGCAAGCUGCGCCCGUAUGCUGAGCAAUCGCCGGCUGUACUCGAGCAGUCUUUGCGCGAGCUGAGCAGUAACUUGACCAAUGACCGCACGGAGAUUGACCGUCUUGACAAGCGAGCACGGGCGCUCCAGACCAGCUGCGACACCUUCACAACCUUGCAGACCGAGAUUGCUUCCCACAUACGACUUCUCACCGAUCUGCAAAACGAGCUGCAAAAGGAAGACGAAGAGGCUCGAGCGGCGGCCAAAAACCGCGAAGCGCUAGCGGAGAAAUCGAACAACGUCCGAGAGGUGGAGCGGCAGGAGAAGAUCUUGCGCAAGCAGGUCGACCAGUGGCAAUCGCGAACGGAGAAGUUAAGGCGAGAUGCUGAAACGAAGAUCGGCAAUGCUCGUGAGAAGAUGGAGGGUCUGCGGAGUGUGCACCACGCAUUGACCGCGGAGCGAAAGGACCGCCAAGAGGAGGUGGACAAGCGGAGAGUGAGGAUCGAGCAGACUGAGAAGAAGGUGAAUCCGUCCUUUUUGCGUAGAAGCUUGGUGCUGAGCUGACUUGAACCCAGAUGACCGAUCUCAAGGAGAACAUCGAGCAUGAGGUGCAAAGUGCUCGAGAUGAGUACAUGAAAAUGGAGAGCCAUAUACGGCUAUACAUCACAGAGAUGGAGCAAAGCAUAUGAGACAUGACAAAGGCGCCGGCAUUGAGCAGCUAUGCCUCGCACGAUCAUGCGGUUCAUGUGUGAUAACCCAGCAACACAAAUCCUAAUAACGUGUAGCUGUUAGCUUACAGUUCAUUGGCGCGGUGACAGGUGCGACAAGCGAGGUGUGCUAGCGAUCAGACGGUUGAGCUUGAAAGUUUGGUCCACACGAAUGUUCAGAACAGGUCUGUGAAGUGUUGUUUUCAUCACUGCAAUUGCAGAAGGUAGCGAACGAACUUACUCUGCAUCGUCCAGUAUCCGGCCUACGGCUGCGUAGCACCGCAUGGCAAUUGGUCACAGCGUGCAUUGUUAGUCGUUCAUCUUUCGAAAAGU
Molecule: messenger RNA, 1851 nt
Organism: Baudoinia panamericana UAMH 10762
Lineage: Eukaryota; Fungi; Ascomycota; Dothideomycetes; Mycosphaerellales; Teratosphaeriaceae
Exons: 2
Coding region: 56-1375 (439 amino acids)
Biological process (GO): mitotic spindle organization; meiotic chromosome segregation; kinetochore organization
Cellular component (GO): kinetochore; Ndc80 complex
Molecular function (GO): protein-containing complex binding
Source: RefSeq, a predicted model, not a curated record